AUGAGCAAAAAUGAGACAACACCGGAUCAGAACAACCAUAACAACAACGAUGAACGUACCUCCAAGACCAAGACACACUAUGAACACCGCGGAUCACACUAUUAUGAUGACGGAUGGACAGAUAACUCCAAGACCACUCUGACGAUUGGAAAUACCGGGACAAGACCACAAAGAAGAUACCGAUGUGGAAAGAAAAAAAAGACAAGACAAGAAUGCCCUGAUGAUAAUAUAGAAAGCUGUUAUGGCCGUGAUCGUAAUCUCAAUCACGAUCGCGAUCAUACCCCCACCACUAAAUCAAUUGCAGUCACAAGCACUAAUGACGAAUUUGUUGACACUGAGGAUCACAAUUCGCAAGUUAACGAUUACUCAAGAGAAUCUGCACAGGUUGGUCUCGAUGACAAUAACAAUGAAAGAUAUCCAACUACAAAAUUCCAGGAUCCUCAAGAUUUGCACGAAGAUGUAAUAAAAUUGGAAGAUAUUUCAAGAAGCAAUCGCAAAUGGACGAGGAUGAUUCGCAAUAUACUUCUCUGUAUUUAUACUAUUCUUAAUCAAUGA
This is a messenger RNA of Acaulospora morrowiae, 555 nucleotides long. NCBI's taxonomy places the organism in Eukaryota, Fungi, Glomeromycota, Glomeromycetes, Diversisporales, Acaulosporaceae. The record is from the annotation of a GenBank genome assembly.